Messenger RNA from Syngnathoides biaculeatus (alligator pipefish), 5394 nucleotides. It is a transcript of the gene triobpb, whose product is annotated as TRIO and F-actin binding protein b. Gene Ontology annotation, cellular component: actin cytoskeleton. The coding region runs from base 74 to 4534 and encodes 1486 amino acids. The record is from RefSeq and is a predicted model, not a curated record. Lineage: Eukaryota; Metazoa; Chordata; Actinopteri; Syngnathiformes; Syngnathidae. Gene Ontology annotation, molecular function: actin filament binding. Gene Ontology annotation, biological process: positive regulation of substrate adhesion-dependent cell spreading; actin filament organization. The transcript has 19 exons.
GUUUCACUCUUUGUCUUCUCAGCCAAUAGGAAGCUUGCGCAGCACGAGGAUUUUGAGACCAUGAGGAUGAGCCAUGUGUCUGCUGGGGGCCGAUGGCCACUUCUACCCAGGCAACAAGAAGCUUCCCUUGAAAGUUUUCAGCGCAGCAUCGAAUGACUACGACAAUUCACAUUCCACCAUCGUCAUGCCUCUCGCUGAUGACGAGACUGUGUGCCCCGAGUUCCAACCCAACAUCUUCGACCCCUCCCGCUGCCACAGCUGCCUGCGUCAGAGGCACCUUCACCGUGACACCGAGGCGGGGCCGCAGCCGAAAUCCAACGCUGACUCUGUCGCCGGGGCUAAAUGUGGGACGGGACCAUGCAAUGGAACUCUCCCGCCGAUCCCUUCGCAGUCAGAGGAAAGGGACACCAGCACCAGUAAGGAGGAUUCGGAGCAUUUGUCGGUGGUGAGCAGCUACUGUGACGUCACUCGAGGGUCUCCGGGUCAGGAGGAGGGCUUUUUGUGUAUUUUGAGUCCAGACUGCGAGCUUUACAUCGGGGACACAUACGACAACAGCAGCACUGACAGCUGUCUUGACCCGAGUGAGUACCAGGAGCUCAGUGGUUCAGGCAGUGCAGAGGACGAAUACACACCCCAGAGAAUGACUCGACUUGACCUGCCACCUCACCGACCGACCCCUCGGGCCUGGAUGGAUGAAGCUCACAGCAGAGACAGCUUCAAUAGCCGCUUAGGGUUUAAAGAAGAUAGAGAAAAACGGGAAAGCGGCUACUUCUCUCUGGGCAGGGUAGCAGGUACCCGUGCUUCCCGGGAUAAAAGUCCACAGGCGCCUUUUCGUCAUUUGGAGAGAGGGCAUCCAAUCUUUAGUCCUAAAAACAUUGAGCCCAAAGAUACCAUCCCCUUCAGAAAUCCCAAUCUUGGGCUGGCAUCCGAGAGGCAGGUACCUGAGGUUCUGGAUAAAGAGCUGCCUGUGGAAAUCCCUCCUCCUGACCCUUAUGACAUUGCUCUUGAGGUGGAAGCACAGGUUGGCGCUCGUUCCCCAAGUCCAACUCCCUUCAAAAUAGCUGAGUCGCUGGUCUCUGUGGAGCGAAAAGGUUUCAUCAAUUCGUACGGCAGAGGAAAUGCUUCUUUUAAUUCUUCCUACAAACAAUUUGGGCGCUUUGAUUCAUCACUGCAUGGCUCAGUUCUACAAUCUCGUUCUUCCUCCCCGACACUUGGAAGCACUCGACUGUGGGGUAGUGACUUUCCUUCUCCCAUCAGAGGGAAUACCAUCGAUGGCAGAGGGCGAUCUCAAGGUAUCGAUCCACAAUUAAGAGCCUCUAUGCAGGGAUCAUAUGGACAACGUAUAGACUUUGGAACUUUUCCAAGAAAACUUAAAACUCUUUCUAAUUCAGUCAAAUCCCAAUACAAUAGGGUCUGUCAUUUUGGGAGUGCCGUACAAAAAACAGAAGUAGGCGAGUCCCACAGGGGUCUGAGUAUUGAAAGCAGGACCUCAUCUCCUGGCAAAGCAUUGCACCGCAAAACUGAAAAUACUAUCAGAUCAUUAGACAGAUUCAACAGUCAUACAACCUUUCCAUCAUAUAGGCCUUCUGAGAGUCACUAUGAAAUUCAUGGGUCCUCACCAACAACAAUGCACGGAUCAUCGGGCCAAUCUGUCCUUCGUAAGUCAGAAUCAUUUACAUCGCUGGACGGGAGAAAUCAUCAUGGACGGUGCGGGUCCCCAAUAAGAGAAGGCUAUGACAUUGAAAGUCAGGCUCUUCUACGAAAUAGACUUAAUAGCCCAGAUCAUGAAAAUCCUAGUGGCCCCACAACCGGACAUUGUUAUAGCGUACUAAGUCAGCCGAAACUUCACAAGACAGAAUUCAAUACUGUCAGUCGGAGUCGAGGCCUUGACAGCUGUUCUGAAAGAAGAUCCUGUAAAACUGCUGGUCAGUAUUCACUUCGAAAAACAGCCAGCAGUACGUCAUUUAAUAGUCAUGAAUGUCGCAAUUCCUCUCCUUCAGGCCGGGGUUAUGAACCCCCCGCUCAGUCUAUACUGCGCAAGUCCGAAGUUAAAAAUAGUGACAGCCGUAGCUCGUUGCCAUCAAGUCCAAGCCAAAGUGCACCCCAUCAAACAUCAUUUCACAAAAAGGAACUUAGCAGCUCUAUAAAAUUCAACAAUCACAAUAGCCGCAAUUCUUCUCCGUCAAGAAACGCUACCAAUGAUCCUGCAGGCUACUCCAUCCUUAGAAAGGCCACCAAUCAGAGAAAAAGCAAUUACACUGACUCAAAAUCCGCCCCUAAUCGUUCGAAAUGCUCGUGGCGGGGAUCAACACAUUCCCUGCCCAGCUCCUCUCUAUCCCGCGCUGCUUCUCCCACCGUGCAGAAUGUAAUAGUAAACAGAAAAGCUUCCGUCACCUUGCAAACUCCAAGAAGCCCGGGUGGUGCGAGAUCUAAGGUUGGAAGAUACGUCCUCGAAGAUCGCUACACCUGCCCUAAUGACAGGAGACCUCAUCAUGCUCGCCGGAGCCCUUCACCUACACCUCGGACAAAAAUGCAACAUCAUACCUUAUUGGAGAGCUCCAUGGAUUCCUCAGAGUCUGUGGCAUCCACUGGAAGAAGCAACGAGGCAUAUGCCGUGGUGGCUGAUCUGCCCAAGGUCAAAAAGAUCCAUCAGAUGGAUGACCAUAGCCACAUAGAAAGACCUCAGAAUCCCCAGCGCUCCCGUAGACAGGAACUCUUCAAACCAGCCAGCCACUCCCUGAGCAAGCAUCCCUCCAGAGAGUGGGAGGACACACGGGAAACCGAAAGGGAACUCCACUACGGCAGCAGUGGGUAUCUAGCUCGCGCUCACUCCUCCUCCUCGUUGCAGAGGUCUUGCAGUCCCACAGGAGAUGAGAGCAGUUCCUGGAGAGAUCCUCAUCACAGAUCAGAGCCGAUGCAGCCUGAUCUCCUAAACUUCAAGAAGGGGUGGAUGUCAAAACUGGACGACUGUGGAGAGUGGAAGAAGCACUGGUUUGUUUUAACCGAUGCGGGGCUCAAGUACUAUCGAGACUCCAGUGCAGAGGAGAAAGAUGAUUUGGAUGGUGAAAUUGAUCUGAAAUCCUGCGUCAAGGUUUCUGAGUUUGAUGUGGAGAAGAACUAUGGGUUUCAGAUACAGACACGGGAGGCCAUGUUUACACUUUCUGCCAUGACAGCAGGAAUCAGGAGGAACUGGAUUGAGGUUUUAAAGAAAUGCAUCAGGCCCAGUACCUCCCCAGACAUCACACAACUGCCUGACAGCAGUAGUGACAAAGAAAACUCCCACUCACGCCUCCAGCCGUCUUCCCGGCGGCCGUCAUCGCGUCACGGAGAUGUUUCGUCAGAAAUUCCUCCCACUCAACGUAGGUUUGACUAUGUUGAGCUGUCCCCGGUUCCUGCUUCGUCCAGCCAUGUCCAGGCCAAUCAGAGCGAGAUCGGGGAGGGACAGCAGAGGGAGCACAGCCAUUGGCAGGAAGACAAGACAAGAGACGCCACGUGCAGCCAGUGGGAGGCUGUGCUGUCUCGGAAGGGCACCAGCAGCGGAGUCAAUCAGAGACUACGCAUGGAAGAGGAGAUUGAGAAAAAGUGGGCAGAGUUUGAACGCAUGCCGUUAAAGGAGAAACCAAUAGUGGCGUCAUCGCCUUCCAGCCAGUCAGCCAAUGAGGCGCUGCAGAGGGAGGUGGCGUCACUGAGGCACCAGCUUGAGCAACUACAACAGGGGGGAGGGAGGGGAGGGGUUGGAGGCUUGCCGGGUGGCUGUGGUCCCAACGGUCCCUGCGGCCGCAGCCUGACUGCCAUGGACCGCGCUCAUCGACAAGCGAUGGAGGAGCUGCAGAGACAGCACGAGCGCCAGAUGGCCGAGUUAGAAAUGGAGAAAAAUAGGCUGUUGCUGGAGGAGAUUCAAGAUACGUCACGAGUGAUGGAGGCGCUCAAGAAAAAACACAAAGAAGAGCUGGAGAGAGAGGUGGAGAAGGUCAACAGACUCAGCAGUGGAUUGCUUGACCCACAGACUUUGCGCAUCCUACAACAGGCCGAGAGUCAGGCAUUGCAGAGAGAAUUAGGGGGGCUAUCGGAGCGCUAUUCUCAAAAGUGUCUGGAGCUGAACCGAGCUGAACAGAACAAUGCUGAAAGGGAGCGGGAACUCAGUCAAAAGGAGAGAGACUUGGAGCAGCUCAAGAAAGAGAACCAGAACUUAAAAGACCGUUUGGCAGAGGAGGUCAGCCGCAUACGAUGCAUCAACACAGAUAUGGGUUCAAAAGAGAACAACAAGACGCCCUCUGAAUUAGAGGUACUUCUCAGGGUAAAAGAAAAAGAGAUUGAGUACUUACAUAAGGAGAUCAACUGUCUAAGGAAUGAACUUCAGUUCCUUAACACGGAGAAGCGUCUGGCUGGUGAGCGUUUUGCAGAGAUCAAUGAGGAGCUGAGUGGGAUAAAAGGCCGGAGUGAGCGGGAGAUCCAGAGUCUCAAGGAGCACUUAAGGCUCGCCAUGGCCGCUCUGCAGGAGGGCCAAAGGCUGGGUAACAGCAUGGACCACUGAGUCGGCUGAGAAUCCUUUGUGAAAGGUGUGUCUGCUUCAUGUGACUGAAUGAACACAAGAUACAUAAAAUUAGAGGAAAUAGUCUCACUUUAGGUGGGGGGACCAUCAUCGUGCCUUUUGUUUCAAUCAUUCUGCCGAUCCAGCAGCUGGAAACUGUGUUCAUUACACUGGACAAUGUGUGAUAUACGUAUAAACUGCACUUUUCCAUUCUUACUGAAGCUUCUGCCUCAAGGGAGUAAAAGCAUGUAUGAGUGUGCAUUUUGUCUUAAAACUGGAAUGUUUCUCAAUUAUUUUUGGUAGUUAUAAGUAUUUCAGGUAAUUCUCAAACAUUGGAACCGUUUUGUGUCUGUUAAUAACUCAAGAACACAGAAUGACACAGAGCUACUAUCAUCUCAAUUUUUUUAUGUUGUACAGCUUUAAAAAAACUACACUUUGAUAUGAAAGCUCUUUUUUGUUGUUGUUUGUAAACAGGAAUCCUGAAUUUAGGUUGUUUUCUGUAAAGAUGCAGAAAAGAACUGGGAUUAACACAAAAUAUCCUUCUUAGUAAGAUGAUUAGACGUGAAUCUGGGCUUGUCUCCUCCCAAAUUUCCUCCAAUUUCUUUGACUGGAAAAGCUCAUUAUUGCUUUUCACCCGAUAACACCCCUAAGAUUCUUUCCCCAUCGUCUUCAUCAUUACUGGACUAAACAAAAUUGACAAGCAUUGCAUUAAUGAGCCAAUUUGUCGGCAAAUAUGGAGUGUUGACAACAAUAUAUUGUGAUAAAAUGACAUCUACCUUUUAGAAAAAAAAUAUUUAAUAUACUGUAUUUCUCGUAUUUUGUAAAUUAUACACAUUUUGCAAUCAAUAAAAUAAGAAAAGCUA